AGCAAUCAAUGUACAGUGGCGAUAUUUGCUUAUUUUCCACACUCUGUCAUGUAAUAAUUAAUUACUAAUUUUCGAUACGAUCUAAGAACAGCCAAGCUAAGUUCUGUUUCUCAUCCGGACAGAGCUCAAAAAUCUUCCUACAUGGGUUCUCUCGACUUGCCUCAAGCUUCAUCGUUCAAGGGAGGAAGUGAAACAUUUCUCCGGGAUGUUCUUGAAAGUAUACUGAAAACGUAUUUAAGGAAGAAUCCGAUGGCAAAUACGGUAUGGGAACUAAUUCAGUCAGUGGACAACGAAAAGGUUUCCUACGACCACUUCUUUUUCAGGACAUUCAAGGUCGAUGGUUAUGGAAUAGAUUCUCUGUCGAGCUUUUUCAUGGAUUAUGGAUAUACAAUUGGAGGCAGACUUGAUUUUCCAAAGAAGCAUGUACACGUUCUCUGGCUUUCUCCACCGGAGAUUCACAUUCCUGGUGAUGGUCACCAUCUAGGCAACGGCCCUUUGCCACGAAUUGUUAUAGCUGAGCUUCUUGUGGACGAACUAAGCCCUGAAUCACAGGAGAUAAUAAGGAAGUAUUUGAAACCAGAAGGUGGUAAGCAAGCCAUUCUUUCAAGCACUUUGGGAUCUUUAAUUUGGGAGAAGCCAACAUCCAACGACUUUAAUCAACUUGCAAAAGAGAGUGAAUAUGGAGCAUGGGCGCUUUUCCACGGCUACACACUGAACCAUCUUGCUUUUGCGGUCCAUCGACUUAAACAUCGUUUUAGUGACAUUAAAUGUGUCGAAGAGUAUUUCAAAGAAAAGGGAUUCAAACUCAACGAAGACGGAGGAGAUGUGCUCAAAGUGAGUGAAGAUGGUCUACUGCUACAAGUGUCGUUAAUGUCGGAGAAGCAUGAGGUUGAGUUUGCAGAUGGGGUAACUGAAACCAUCACGGCUUCAUACAUAGAGUUCGUUCAACGUCUAGUUCUUCCAGAGUUCAAAGAUGUGCCCGGUGAUGAGAUCAAAGAAUUUCAUAGACGUGAGGGUCUCGAGCAAGCUAGCGCCUACCACAUUAUGGAAAGCACCCGUUUCACAGCACAAGAUUAAAACCAGUUGGCUUGUCUCGUUCUGCUCACCAUGUCAGUGUUGUGUAUCUUUAGUUGUCCGUAUGCUAUUUGGACCAUCUGCGUGGUAGAUCUUUAUGUUGUACUUUUGUUGUGAACUGGUGGUAACUUAUGUUGUUUGGGAGUCGAUGAAUAAUUGAAAACAAAGUGUGAUCGUUUGGGAGUCGUUUGGUGUGUGGUAGUUGUUGUGUACUUGUGUUUUCAAAUUUUAAAUAUAAUAACUGGCUCAGUGAAUC
Brassica napus (rape) is the source of this 1330-nucleotide messenger RNA. RefSeq lists its product as uncharacterized. The record is from RefSeq and is a predicted model, not a curated record. The transcript has 7 exons. The coding region runs from base 142 to 1077 and encodes 311 amino acids. NCBI's taxonomy places the organism in Eukaryota, Viridiplantae, Streptophyta, Magnoliopsida, Brassicales, Brassicaceae. Gene Ontology annotation, molecular function: oxidoreductase activity.